Ricinus communis (castor bean) is the source of this 3122-nucleotide messenger RNA. RefSeq names its product oxysterol-binding protein-related protein 1D. The record is from RefSeq and is a predicted model, not a curated record. The coding region runs from base 488 to 2968 and encodes 826 amino acids. Gene Ontology annotation, cellular component: intracellular membrane-bounded organelle; membrane; cytosol. The transcript is spliced from 8 exons. NCBI's taxonomy places the organism in Eukaryota, Viridiplantae, Streptophyta, Magnoliopsida, Malpighiales, Euphorbiaceae. Gene Ontology annotation, molecular function: sterol binding.
CUUCUUCUUUCUUCUUCUACUUCUUCUUCACCACUACUGACUAUACCAACUGUACACAAAAAAAUGCGCACGUUAGCCUGUCUCUCCAUAAUCAUCACCUCCAGAUCAUUAAUACGUAUAAUGCGCCUCUUUUAAAUGCUCUCUCUCUCUCUCUCUCUCUUAUUAGCUUAACCUACUACGCUACUUACUGCUUCCUCACUGACCCCUCUCUCUCUCUCUUUCUGCCUUAAAUAGAUCUGCGUGCCUCCUCUCCCGUUUCUUUCUAAUGUCACCGAAACGUUUCUUGCCUCUUUUCACCGUUUCCACCUCCGCUUGCUCACUACAUUCCCUCAACCGACGUCGUUGAUGAGCUGCUUCUCGUGUGCUCGCUCCGAUCCGGUCCUACAUUACGCCAUAUCGGAGCUGUGAUCUUAUUAUUGUGGAGACGCUGAUAUCUUGCACCUACAUUUUGGCCCUUUUUGCUGUUAAAAAAAAAGAAGAAAGAGAAAUGAAUCCACUGUGCUGCAUUGCUCCAGUUUCCAUCGAUAAAGAUCGAGCAAAUCCUAAUCCAGUAGUAGCAAAAUCAGUAAGCCAUAAUCAGUUAGGGCUUGAAGGCGGUUUAUAUAAUAGUAAUAGUAAUAGUAAUAAUAAUUAUAAAACAGUUAAUCACAGUUCUAAACCUAGUUUUUCAGCUCAAGUAUCAUCAGUUGGUACGGAUUUAGAUAGACUAUCAGGUGUUGGUGUUGGUAAUCAUCAUAAUCAAGAUUUUGUUCUUGAAGAAUUGGCUACUAAUGAAGCAGCUAGGGAUUAUAGUGGUGGCGGUGCUGUGGCGGGGAUUUUGUAUAAAUGGGUGAAUUAUGGGAAAGGAUGGAGGUCAAGAUGGUUUGUGCUAGAAGACGGAGUGUUAUCUUAUUAUAAAAUUCAUGGACCUUAUAAGAUUUUAACAAGUCCAGCUAGAGAGAAAGAUGUUAGGGUUAUUGGGGAUGAGUCUUUAAGGUAUAUGAGAAAGGCUAAUUGGAGUAGUAACAGGCUUGGAGCUGGAGUUGGAGCCAAACAGUGCAAGCCUUUUGGUGAAAUUCAUUUAAAGGUGGCUUCAGUUCGUGCAAGCAAAUCAGAUGAUAAAAGACUUACCAUAUUCACAGGAACAAAAACUCUUCAUUUACGAUGCAUAUCGAGAGAGGAUAGAGCAGGAUGGCUUGAGUCACUCCAGGCUACUAAAGAUCUUUUCCCUAGAUUGUUGACAAGCAGUGACUUUUCACCUUAUGAAGAUGUUGUUGUUUCUACUGAGAAGUUAAGAUUACGGCUGUUGCAAGAAGGUAUUGGUGAACCAGUUAUAAAAGACUGUGAGUCAAUUAUGCUUGUAGAAGUCUCUGAAUUGCAAAAUCAGCUGAAGGCUCUCCAACGAAAACACAUUAUAUUGCUAGACACACUGAGGCAAUUAGAGACGGAGAAAAUAGAGCUGGAGACUACUGUAGUUGACGAAACAAAGGAGCGUGAAUCAUAUUGUGGACAAGCAAAUAGAAGAUUUAGUGAUUUCUAUUCUGUCAUGUCUGAAGGCAGUCCGAGCGAUUCUGAAGCUGAUAAUGAAAGUCAAGAUGGAGCAGAUGUUGAAACAGAUGAAGAUGAUGGGACAUUUUUUGACACAAAUGACUUUUUGUCUUCAGAUGCUUUAAGAAGUGCUUCCUACAGGAGCAGGGAAACUACGGGAAAUGCUUGUAUAUAUGAUAGUGACCUAUCUUUUUCUGAUCAUUUGCGGGGGGCAUCUGGAAAGGAAAUCAGGACAAUCAAAUACCCCUAUGUUAAACGAAGAGACAACUUGCCAGACCCAAAGGAAAAAGAGAAGCCUGUUGGGCUGUGGUCAAUUAUCAAGGAAAAUAUUGGGAAGGACUUGUCUGGAGUUUGCCUUCCCGUCUAUUUUAAUGAACCACUCUCUUCACUGCAAAAGUGCUUUGAGGAUUUAGAAUAUUCGCACCUGGUUGAUCGAGCACUGGAAUGGGGAAAGCAGGGGAAUGACUUGAUGAGAAUACUGAACAUUGCAGCUUUUGCUGUAUCUGGUUAUGCCUCAACAGAAGGUCGGCAGUGUAAACCCUUCAAUCCUCUCCUUGGUGAGACAUAUGAGGCUGACUAUCCAGAUAAAGGACUUCGAUUUUUCUCAGAAAAGGUGAGUCACCAUCCAAUGAUAGUCGCUUGUCACUGUGAGGGAAGAGGAUGGAAGUUCUGGGCAGACUCCAAUAUCAAAGGGAAGUUUUGGGGGCGUUCUAUUCAGCUUGAUCCUGUUGGUGUUCUUACCUUGCAGUUUGAGGACGGUGACACCUUCCAGUGGAGCAAGGUCACCACUUCUAUUUAUAACAUUAUACUUGGAAAACUUUAUUGCGACCACUAUGGCACCAUGCGCAUCAAAGGUAGUGGCAAUUAUUCCUGCAAGCUUAAGUUCAAGGAGCAGUCCAUAAUAGACCGAAAUCCUCAUCAGGUUCAUGGGUUUGUACAAGAUAAUAGAACUGGGGAGAAGGUUGCAAUGUUGGUUGGCAAGUGGGAUGAAGCAAUGUACUAUGUGCUAGGAGAUCCAACUACAAAGCCAAAGGGUUAUGAUCCAAUGGCAGAGGCUGUUUUGCUCUGGGAAAGAGAUAAAUCUGUUACCAGGACAAGAUACAAUCUCACCCCUUUUGCAAUAACGUUGAAUGAAUUGACUCCUGGCUUGUUGGAGAAAUUGCCUCCUACUGAUUCAAGACUCAGACCAGAUCAGAGACACCUAGAGAAUGGGGAAUAUGAGCUGGCAAAUGCAGAGAAACUGAGACUCGAACAGUUACAAAGACAGGCAAGGAAGUUGCAGGAAAGGGGUUGGCAGCCAAGAUGGUUCCGCAAGGAUGAGGAAAGUUGUUAUCGUUAUGUAGGUGGUUAUUGGGAAGCAAGAGAUAGGAAAAAAUGGGAUGGGAUAUCUGAUAUUUUUGGCCAAAAUAGUGACUCAUCUUCAUGUUUAGUGGAAGAAUGAGUUGUUUGGUAUUGGUUUCUUAAAUUCCUGUUAAAAUUGAAAAUCUGAUUUUAGAUGUAGCUUUGUUUUAGUCAAGAAAGAAGUUCUCCAAGGUGUACUUACAACAUGCCAAGUUUUUCCAGCUAUCUAGUCUACGGUGGUGCAUUCCUUUCCA